AUGUUUCGUAUCGCCGUCCCUAUCUCAGCCAACGUCCCCUCCAUGAGCGUUACGCCUCGCCGUCCUCAUGGGGGAACCUUCCUUUCGGUCUCCAGUGAACAUUAUGCAUCUUCAUCCCCACUGAACAUUAUAGAGCCUUCACUCACUCACACUGCUCUCCUUCCUGUGACCACCAUCAAUCUUCCGGGUCGCACUCCAGCCAACCUCCGCCCUUGCAAAUCAGGCGACCUCUACCCUCUCUCGUUCUUCACGCUCACAGAUUACAGAGCCCUAACUCGCUCACCUGCUCUGCCUUGUGGCCGCCGCGGCGCUACUGAUCUUCCGGGUCGCACUCCAGCCAACCUCCGACCUCGCAACUCAGGCGACCACCACCCUCGUGGUUCGCGUUCACAGGUAAUAGCUCUCACCCGCUCACACUGCUCUGCCUCGUGCAUGUGGCCGCCUCCUCCGGUCUCGGACCUCGCACCGCCACCAGCCUCUAAUCCUUGCCCCUUUGCGUCUUUGUGCGAUCUCUGUCAAGUCCCAAUUUUUUUGGUCAGAGCAAAAGGUUAAGUUGAAUGAUGCUGAGCACAAGUUAAAAGAUCAAGGACGUCAACUAAAGGUUCAACAGAAAAGAAUUGGUUCUACUAAAAAGACAAUUCA
Messenger RNA from Arachis ipaensis, 642 nucleotides. Lineage: Eukaryota; Viridiplantae; Streptophyta; Magnoliopsida; Fabales; Fabaceae. The record is from RefSeq and is a predicted model, not a curated record.